AUGUCAGGUGAAUCCUCUUCAUUCUCAAAUGAACAUUCAUUAGGAGAUACAGUAGUUGGUUAUAUAUGCUUGUUUAUUUCAGUAAUACUCUUUGGCUCAAAUUAUAUUGUAACAAAAAAAUACCCAGUUGGAGAUGGAUUUUAUUUUACUUUUAUGAUGGGCUUAGGUGUAAUGGUUGUAGGGGUAUUCGUAAUGUUAAUACGUGGUACAUUCCAUCAAGGCCCUAUAUUUUUAGAACCAUUUUCUAUGAUUGGAGGAUUACUCUGGGCGACAGGGAAUCUAACUUCUGUUCCAAUUAUUCAGUGUAUUGGACUCUCUCUUGGUCCAAGUAUAUGGGGAAUAUUUAAUAUGAUCACUGGCUGGGUAACAGGUACUUUCGGAUUGUUUGGUUUAAAUGCAGAUAAAGAUGAUAUCAACAUAUUUUGGUUAAAUUGUAUUGGUGCAUUACUUGCUGGGUGCUCUGUUCCAUGUUAUGCAAUGAUUAAAGUUAAAAGUAAAAAAGAAAGUCAAGAAGAAAAAAUUAAUAUCAAAUAUAAAAAAAUUGAAGAAAGUCCUCUUGUUCAAACAAAUGAUGAAUUUGUUGAAGAACUUAACCAUCAUUCAAAAGAUGGUGACGAUGAUGAAACGCCAAUAUCUAAAACGAUCGAACAUCUUCCAAAAUGGACUAAAAUGAUUCUUGGAAUUGUAUUAGCUAUUAUCGCUGGAAUAAUGUAUGGAUCGAAUUUUGAUACUCCAAACUAUUUAAGAAACAAUGGUUUAGCAUCUCCUGAUGGUAUAGACUAUGUAUUUCCUCAAUACAUUGGAGUAUUUUUGGGGUCUGCCACGUAUUUUAUGAUGUAUGCUAUUAUAUUUAGAAAUCAACCAUUUAUCUAUAAUCAAACUGCUAUCCCUGGUCUUAUCUCUGGUGCAAUGUGGGGAAUUGCUCAAGCGUUAUUGUUCAUUGCUAAUACAAGUUUACCGUAUGUUGUUGUUUAUCCAAUAGUCACUACAGGUCCUGGACUAGUAAGUUCACUUUGGGGAAUCCUUGUAUUUAGAGAGAUUAGAGGAAUAAAAAAUUUCAUUUUCUUUGGCUGUGGUACUUUGGUGUUGUUUUCAGGACUCAUUUGUAUUAUUUGUUCGAGAUAA
Entamoeba dispar SAW760 is the source of this 1125-nucleotide messenger RNA. Its product is annotated as transmembrane protein R144.6, putative. NCBI's taxonomy places the organism in Eukaryota, Evosea, Mastigamoebida, Endamoebidae. Gene Ontology annotation, biological process: carbohydrate transmembrane transport. Bases 1 to 1125 code for a protein of 374 amino acids. Gene Ontology annotation, cellular component: membrane. Gene Ontology annotation, molecular function: carbohydrate transmembrane transporter activity. The record is from RefSeq and is a predicted model, not a curated record. The transcript has a single exon.